AUGUCACCUCCGCGCAGACCGCGGCCAGGCACCUCACCUGUCCGCGAGAAGGGUUCGCUCGACUACCGCGAUGUUGAGCACUACUCUCGACAACAACCGCCUUCAUCUCCAUAUUCUCCCUCGACCCGUCACAGACCAGGCCUCUACCCCUCUGACACAGCAACCUCAUUCGGUUCUCGCGCCGAAGACAACGUGCCCAUCAUGUCCGGGCCCAACCCCGCCAGCGACCUGGGCCGCAAGAAGUCGCUGAUCAGACCUGAGCGGAACCGAAUCGAUCGAUCACAUCCGAAUUACCACUAUCGGCAGCAUGCACAUAAUAUGGAGGUCUUUCCUUCGUCGACGGGCAAUGAUCCUAUUCUCGAAGACAACACCGAAUCACGCACAGUCAGCUCAGACAGCUCAAAUAUAAAACCUGUUGAUGACCUCAACACACCCUACUCGGACGACCCACGCGUAGCACGAGCGCCCGGGGGUAUCGAGCCCUUAGGCAAGAAGCGAGCUCCGCGGAAGCUCACGAGAAAGGAGACGGCCAAGCUCACGGACGAGGAGAAGCGGCGGCAGAAAGAGCUGGAUGCCAUCAAACCUCCUUCGCCCUGGAACGUCUAUUGCGCUAUUGUCACAUUCUGGGCUCCCGAUGUGGUGCUCAAAUGCUUCGGCAUGCCUGCGAAAGCUCAGCGACGGGCGUGGCGGGAGAAGAUGGGCUUGGUCAGUGUCAUUGUGCUCAUCUGUGGGUUUGUUGGUUUCUUGACCUUCGGAUUCACGCAAGCUGUGUGCGGGCAACCUGGGUUGCGGCUCAAGAUCAAUGAUGUUGAUGCGGGUUAUAUGAUUUUUCAUGGCGAGGCAUACAAUCUGGACGGCUCAUUACAUCCCGCUGCUAAGGGUGUGCCGAUUGAUAGCAACGUGCUCUAUGAUUUGCCGCACAAGUAUGGUGGGCAGGAUGGGAGUUUCAUGUUUCAGCAGGUCAACGGUGCGUGCAAGGGCUUGAUCACACGAGCCGAGGGUUCUGAUGUGCCCACGAACGGCGAUGGGGACCUUGCGUGGUAUUUCCCUUGCAAGGCUUUCAAUCAGGAUGGGUCAUCGCAGCCCAACACUUCAAUCGAGUACUACCUGGGAUAUGCCUGCCAUACGACAGAGAAGGCGAGGAACACCUUCUACGGUCUUAGAAAGGCCGGAGAGGUCUUCUUCACUUGGGACGACAUCAAGAACAGCAGCCGCAAUCUGGCAGUCUACUCGAACUCGGUCAUCGAUCUGGAUUUGCUGAGGUGGUUCAACGACAGCCAGGUGGCCGUGCCACAGCAAUUCACCGACAUGCGAGAAAAUGAGGCCAUCAAGGGUGUGGAUCUCACUCAUGUCUUGGUCAGUGGGCAAGACAAGCAGAUUGGGCGAUGUCUGUCAGAGAUUAUCAAGGUCGGUUCUAUCGACACCGAAACCGUCGGCUGCAUUGCUUCCAAAGUGGUGCUCUACGUCUCGCUAGUCUUCAUCCUGUCCAUUGUGUUGGCAAAGUUCUUUCUCGCGCUGGCAUUUCAGUGGUUCUUGUCCCGGCGAUUUGCGGCGGCGAAGACAUCGCAGUCAUCAGAUACGAAGAAGCGACGCAAGCAGAUCGAGGACUGGUCGGACGAUAUCUACAAGCAAGCUCCCAGGAUCACCGAUCCCGCUAGCACGGUUACUGGAUCUGAUGGUCGGACGAGCAAACGAGGUAGUACCCUGUUUCCGCAGACCUCGCGAUUCACCAGUCCCUAUGCUGUCGAACGCACAUCCAAGGUCUUCAAGGCGCCACCAACGACCAUGACGACUAGCCAGGGCGCCGCUGCUGGAGGCCGGCCGAACUCGCUGUACGGCCAUGGCUACAACAUGAGCACCAACACUCUUGACCUGCCCAAUCGCAUGAGCGUGGGCGCCAGUCGGUCGAGUUUGAUGCUUGCUGGGCAGGACUCUCGUUACUCACAAGUCAUGGACGAUGCAAUGGGCCCUCAGGGCUUCAUCCACGAAAAUGUUGUUCCUCAGCCACCACCGGAAUGGCAACCCUUUGGAUACCCAUUGGCACACGCGCUCUGCUUGGUCACUGCAUACUCAGAAGGCGAGGACGGCCUACGCAGCACUCUCGACUCAAUCGCAACCACCGACUAUCCCAACAGCCACAAGGCCAUUGUCGUUAUUUGCGACGGUAUGAUCAAAGGCAAAGGCGAGACAAUGACGACUCCCGAUAUCGCACUCAGCAUGAUGGGCGACUUUGUGACCCUGCCCGAAGACGUUUCCGCCUUCUCGUACGUCGCUGUGGCAUCCGGCUCCAAGAGGCACAACAUGGCUAAGAUCUAUGCUGGCUUCUACGACUACGGCCGCGAAUCACGCAUACCUGCUGAAAAGCAACAGCGCGUACCAAUGAUGGUCGUCGUCAAAUGCGGCACACCCGACGAAGUCACGAAGUCCAAGCCUGGCAAUCGUGGCAAGCGUGACUCCCAGAUCAUCCUUAUGUCCUUCCUCCAGAAAGUCAUGUUUGACGAGCGCAUGACCGAGCUCGAGUACGAGAUGUUCAAUGGUCUUUGGCGGGUCACGGGCAUGAGUCCCGACUUCUACGAAACCGUGCUGAUGGUGGACGCGGACACGAAAGUCUUCCCGGAUUCGCUCACGCACAUGAUUUCUGCCAUGGUCAAGGACCCCGAGAUUAUGGGUCUCUGCGGCGAGACCAAGAUUGCGAACAAACGCGCCAGCUGGGUCAGCAUGAUUCAGGUGUUUGAGUACUUCAUCUCGCACCACUUGUCGAAGUCGUUCGAGUCCGUCUUCGGAGGCGCCAAAGGGAGGACAGAACUACUGGGUGCUAUCCUAGCUAAUCCGGACGUCGUGGAGCACUACUCGGAAAAUGUGGUCGACACGCUGCACAAGAAGAAUUUGUUGCUUUUGGGCGAGGAUCGAUAUCUCUCGACACUCAUGCUCAAGACUUUCCCGAAGCGCAAGCAGGUCUUCGUCCCACAGGCCGUCUGCAAGACCACUGUACCGGAACAGUUCAGCGUGCUGCUGUCGCAGCGUCGUCGGUGGAUCAAUUCGACGGUGCACAACCUCAUGGAACUGGUGCUCGUGCGCGACCUGUGCGGCACGUUCUGCUUCAGCAUGCAGUUCGUCGUCUUUAUCGAACUUGUUGGGACGCUGGUUCUGCCCGCUGCUAUUUCGUUUACGGUCUACCUGAUCAUCAUCUCCAUUGUCCGGAAACCCGUGCCUGUUAUCCCGCUGAUCUUGUUGGCGCUUAUCUUGGGUCUUCCCGCGGUGUUGAUUGUCGUUACGGCGCAUCGGUGGUCGUAUAUUCUCUGGAUGAUGAUCUAUAUCAUCUCGCUGCCGAUAUGGAAUUUGGUCUUACCCCUUUAUGCGUACUGGAAGUUCGAUGACUUCAGUUGGGGUGAUACCAGGAAGACGGCCGGGGAGAAGACGAAGAAGGCUGGAAUUGAGUAUGAGGGCGAGUUUGACUCGAGUAAGAUUACGAUGAAACGGUGGGGCGAUUUUGAGAAAGAACGAAGAAUGCGCGAACCAAUGGGCGCAGGCUGGGAUGCCCAGGGAAUGCCCCAGCCGCGACCGAUGCCGCCGCCCCAUCAGCUUAGGGAGAUGCAGAAUGGGAUGUAUGGGCAGGAGCCGUAUCAUGAUUACUGA
Molecule: messenger RNA, 3636 nt
Organism: Cyphellophora attinorum
Lineage: Eukaryota; Fungi; Ascomycota; Eurotiomycetes; Chaetothyriales; Cyphellophoraceae
Product: Chitin synthase D
Exons: 3
Coding region: 1-3636 (1211 amino acids)
Cellular component (GO): cell periphery; cell septum
Molecular function (GO): chitin synthase activity
Source: RefSeq, a predicted model, not a curated record